UCUGGCCAGAAGCACCUAGCUACAACUUAAAAGCAUUCCCCAAGUAGACCGGACAAGGCGCGGCAGCUUUGCGCGGAAAUCUAAGAAGCAACGAUGAAGAGCAGCACGCUCACGGCGAUCCUAGUUCUCCAGGCCAUCCUGGUCAUGGGAAUCCUUGCAGAGGUGAAUGCCGUGGGGUAUUGGCCGAAGUGCUGCGACAACUGCAGGACCUUCUCGGGGGUCAUGGUCUGCGACGACGCCAUGGCCAAGUGCCACCCCAACUGCUUGGCCUGCCGCGUGGUGCAGGAGAAGCCCGUCAAGACGUUCCGGUGCGCCGACCAAUUCACCGAAGACCAAACCUGCGGUCGCAAGCCCUGCAAGCACCACUGAUCAGAUCUCAGAUGAGAUGGCCCAACGAGAUGCAGACCACAAAAUAUAUAAAUUGCCAUCAUCGUCGCCUUUGUUACUGCUGUCCUUUUCUGCCAGAGAAAAAACUGUUGUUGCCUGCCGAUGGCCGAUCAGCUGGUCGGUGUUGCAUGUCGUAACCUCAGUGAAUAAACAUAUGUCUUAAUAAAUAAUAAUGUAUGCGUCUCUGCCCAGUUAAAUAAAAAUCGGUGCACAUGUGGAAUGUUGUUCUGUGGUGCGGCGGCAUCGUUAUUUUCACA
Brachypodium distachyon (stiff brome) is the source of this 644-nucleotide messenger RNA. RefSeq lists its product as uncharacterized. Gene Ontology annotation, molecular function: serine-type endopeptidase inhibitor activity. The coding region runs from base 94 to 369 and encodes 91 amino acids. NCBI's taxonomy places the organism in Eukaryota, Viridiplantae, Streptophyta, Magnoliopsida, Poales, Poaceae. The transcript has 2 exons. Gene Ontology annotation, cellular component: extracellular region. The record is from RefSeq and is a predicted model, not a curated record.